Molecule: messenger RNA, 460 nt
Organism: Anopheles maculipalpis
Lineage: Eukaryota; Metazoa; Arthropoda; Insecta; Diptera; Culicidae
Exons: 1
Coding region: 8-460 (150 amino acids)
Source: RefSeq, a predicted model, not a curated record
ACUUCCCAUGCCUCCCUGCUGCAAUCGUGAAACGAUGACCGUCGGAAGCGUGAAACACCCGAACGUGUUGCCCCAGCCGGCCGCGGCUUCCACUGCCCGCGUGGCGGCUGCCUACGACUACCCAGGCACCGGUUCUAGUGGUGGUGGCAUCAGCGGCACCCUUGCACACGGUGCCGGCAGCCUACGAACGAACGGUACCGCCGGCAGUGGCCGCAUCAGUCACCAUUCAUCGGCCACCAGCUCCACAACCUUCGGUAUGAUGCGCUCCUCAACCAUACGGACGCUGUUCGGCCGGCCCGACCCAAACGACACCCGGCGAAUAUACGAAGAGCAUGUGAAAGCCGAACGGCAGCGCGUCAUCGCACAGUACGCAUUUGAUCCGAAAACGGGACACGGUCUUACCAGCGUCAGCAGUUCGUCAUCGUCGGGCGGACUGCAUCAUCAUCUUCAUCACCAGUGA